AUGUCGAAUCCAGUAGGACAAGAGCCUAUAGAAGAUACACGUUGUGACCUACGUACACGCGGCUACCUGCCCAUUGAAAACUAUGGCAUCAUUGGCAACUUGAGAACCGUUGCCUUGUGUGGCACCGAUGGCAGUAUGGACUUUUGCUGCUAUCCAGAAUUCGAUAGCCCCAGCAUCUUUUGCCGGCUUUUGGACAAGGAAAAGGGUGGUCAUUUUUCUAUUGGACCUCAUGAUCAUACGAGCAACAAGCAGCAGUAUCUCCCCAAGAGCAACAUUUUGGUGACGCGUUUCAUGUCUGAGGAAGGGGUAUUGGAGAUCACUGAUUACAUGCACAUACCACGCAAGAAUCAGCGUACAUUAUCCAAGCCAUUUUUGCCAUGGAUUGUACGUGUAGCGCGUGUGGUGCGAGGCGAGGUGUCGAUGAGCAUGGAAUGUUUUCCUGCAUUCAACUAUGCACGGGAUACCCAUACCACCAAUUACAUUCCAAUGCCCGCUCAACCAUCAGCAGCGACACUAUCAGAGUAUCCAGAAAACAACGUGCCACAUUACGUAUGCAAGGAUCGUGUCGAGUUCAAAUCAAAGGAUAUGACAAUGGAUUUACGCUAUGUCGUGAAGCAUACGGAUGGACACAAGCCUGACUUGAAUAUGCAAAUCCAUAAAAAUGGUCGCGGCGUUUAUGCCGACUUUACAAUGAUCGAGGAUGAAGAAGUGACCUUUAUUUUACGUCAAGUGCCUGAUAAGGGUGAUAUCCCUUCCAUGGAUCCCGCCCUCACACCGAGUCUCACAAAUGCACUUUUCCGUCAAACAUGGGGGUAUUGGCAGGAAUGGAUUGAUCAAAGCACGUAUACAGGUCGUUGGCGUGAAAACAUCAUUCGCAGCGCUCUCACUUUGAAAUUGUUGACAUAUGAACCAACUGGUGCAGUCGUGGCAGCUCCCACAUUUGGUAUUCCAGAAUCCAUUGGUGGUGAACGCAAUUGGGACUACCGCUACCUAUGGAUCCGGGAUUCGUCAUUCACCAUUUACGCAUUCCUGAAGCUUGGGUUCACUGAGGAAGCUGCAAAAUACAUGAGCUUUGUCGAGGAUCGUUGCAAUGAUUUGAAUCCAGAUGGCUCUUUGAAUAUCAUGUAUGGCAUUCGUGGCGAGAAAAGGCUGGAUGAAUUGGUAUUGGAUCAUUUGGAGGGAUAUCGUGAAUCGGCUCCUGUACGUAUUGGCAAUGGUGCCUAUGACCAUCUACAAUUGGAUAUCUAUGGUGAAUUGCUUGAUGGCAUAUACUUGUUUAACAAAUAUGGCGCGCCUGUAUCCUAUACCAUGUGGUGUGCUGUGAGGAAGCUUGUGGACUACGUAUGCAACAAUUACAACACGCCCGAUAUGUCCAUUUGGGAGGUGCGUGGUCGUAAGCAAAACUUUACAUAUUCACGCAUCAUGUGUUGGGUGGCUAUCGAUCGUGGAUUGCGUUUGGCUGAAAAGCGCAUGUUUCCUUGCCCUGAUCGCAACCGUUGGCUGGCAACACGUGACACCAUUUACGAAGAGAUUCAGCACAAAUGUUGGAACCCCACGCUCCAAAUUUAUACGCAAAGUAUUGAAGCACAAGAUGCAGUCGAUGCGGCAUGUCUGAUUAUGCCGUUGGUGUUCUUCAUAUCACCCGUGGACCCACGUUUCAUGUCAACGGUGGAACGCAUCCUGAUGCCUCCUGAAAAAGGAGGAUUGACUGCCAACAACUUGGUAUUCCGAUACAACGUGUUGACCACAGACGAUGGAUUCGGUGGUGGAUUGGAAGGAGCAUUUAGCAUGUGCACUUUUUGGCUUGUGGAAGCGUUGGCACGUGCAGGCCGUUACGACAAGAAAUACAUGACCAAGGCCAUCUUGAUGUUUGAAGAGAUGCUGUCAUAUGCAAACCACUUGGGAUUGUUUUCAGAAGAAGUAGCACGAUCCGGUGAAUUGCUUGGUAAUGUGCCACAAGCUUUCAGUCACCUUGCAUUUAUCAGUGCUGCAUUCAACUUGAACCGUGCGAUCGGCCCGAAAUAG
Messenger RNA from Lichtheimia ornata, 2025 nucleotides. RefSeq lists its product as uncharacterized. The transcript has 8 exons. The coding region runs from base 1 to 2025 and encodes 674 amino acids. Gene Ontology annotation, biological process: carbohydrate metabolic process. The record is from RefSeq and is a predicted model, not a curated record. Lineage: Eukaryota; Fungi; Mucoromycota; Mucoromycetes; Mucorales; Lichtheimiaceae. Gene Ontology annotation, molecular function: hydrolase activity, hydrolyzing O-glycosyl compounds.